AUUCGCUGUGUGCUGGAGACACACGGGACUAAACACUCUGUUUUCCUUUCCCCUGGCAGGAAUUUCUACUAUAUCACCAUCCUGCGUGACCCCGUCUCCCGAUACCUGAGCGAAUGGCGGCACGUCCAGCGAGGAGCGACGUGGAAGGCGUCCCUGCAUGUCUGUGAUGGCCGGUCCCCGACCACCGAGGAGCUGCCCAGCUGCUACACGGGGGACGACUGGUCGGGCUGUUCCCUGCAGGAGUUCAUGGAUUGCCCCUACAACCUGGCCAACAACCGCCAGGUCCGCAUGCUCUCCGACCUCAGCCUGGUGGGAUGCUACAAUCUGUCAGUCAUGCCUGAGGAGCAGAGAAAUAAGGUUCUGCUGGACAGUGCCAAGGAGAACCUGAAGCGCAUGGCCUUCUUCGGGCUGACCGAAUUCCAGCGCAAGACUCAGUAUCUCUUUGAGAAGACUUUCAACAUGAACUUCAUCUCGCCGUUCACGCAGUACAAUAGCACAAGGGCCUCCAGCGUGGAGAUAGACAAGCAGACUCAGCAGCGCAUCGAGGCCCUCAAUUUUUUAGACAUGGAAUUGUACGAUUAUGCAAAAGACCUGUUUUUGCAGCGGUACCAGUACAUGAGGCAGAAGGAGCACCAGGAGGCGCGGCGGAAACGCCAGGAGCAGCGGAAGAUCCUGCGGGCAAAGCAGGCACACCUGAGGGAGCAGGGAGAGAACAGCUCCAGCACUGACUACAUAGGGAACGUGGAGCGGUGGCGGCGGUAGUGGGGGGCACUCGCCGGGCACCAAAACGAAGCGGGACCCAACCCCAACCUGCAAAUCGGAGACGACAAACGACGCUUCUUGAGGGUCCGAAGCAAAAAGAGGUUAAAAAUGUUGCCUUUGCAGUUGCCUUUGCAGUAAAUGUUGUACUGUACGUGGAACACUUAAUCUUAGCGUGUAAUUAAAUUGUCCUUUUUAGGUUUGUUGGAUUAUUUAUGAAAUACGGGAGCCAAGUCGGCUCAUCGGAAAUGUUUGCUUGGACAUUUAUUUAAAAGAAAAGAAAGAAAAAAAUUAUCCUUAAAUUAGCUAUGAGUACAAAAUGGGAUGCUGGAAAAUGUUUAUGAUGCUCGGCUGAAAUCUAUCUGGGAAGCAAACUCAUGUCCUAAUAACGAGCAUUUAGCAUACUCUCCCAAUACAGUAUACGAGCAAAACCUUUUCCCUUUGAUUUUAUCUUUAUUUUAACAAUGUGUUUUCAAGGGCACCAACUGCUUAUGAUAUUUACCAAGUUAAUGAAUGGACAAUGAAGAGAACAGUAAAGGUCUAGAAAAAUUAUUGACUAGUUUUAUGUAUAAUAUUGGCUUUUAAAAUGAAUAGAAGUAAUUUCUCUAGUUAUAUAAAUAUUUAAAAUUUUAAACUUUUUCUACCUACUGCUGUUUAGAGUUUUAAGCUUGAUCUAUCUCAUAUUAAAAAAAAAGGAAAAAAAAAUCAUACAUAGUUUUCUGAACUCAAUGCCAAUGUUAUAGACACUGUUUUGAGACUUUUUCAGGGCAGUAUGAUUUUAACCAUUCUGGAAAAGUUGCAGCACACUCUCAUGUUUGUUUCAUAAAGCCUAUUCUAAAUUAUAAUCCUGUGACAGUGUCUCAUUUUAA
Manacus vitellinus (golden-collared manakin) is the source of this 1628-nucleotide messenger RNA. It is a transcript of the gene HS6ST2, whose product is annotated as heparan sulfate 6-O-sulfotransferase 2. Gene Ontology annotation, cellular component: membrane. NCBI's taxonomy places the organism in Eukaryota, Metazoa, Chordata, Aves, Passeriformes, Pipridae. The record is from RefSeq and is a predicted model, not a curated record. Gene Ontology annotation, molecular function: heparan sulfate 6-sulfotransferase activity.